UGCAUACAGUUUCCUACCGAGGAUAAAAAGUGCUAGCCGCAGAAGAAGAAGCAGGAGAUAGCUUAGAUGCUAGUGCGUUUGAAACGUGUUUUUGCUUUUAAAUCGUCAUGUCCUGGGUUAAAGCUCUGCCUGUGAGCGGAGAAGAUGUCUUCGACGACAGUGCGGACGAGCUUAGUUUACAGAGUAAGGAGUGGACCUCCAACAUGAAGAAGCGACUGAGGGACGGGUAUGUGGACGGAGUUGAUACCGGUGAGGAGGCCUCGCUUCAGGUGGGAUUCAACCUGGGCUUCAAGGAGGGAGCAGCUCAGACUGUGGCUGUGGGACGACUCAGAGGAAUCGUCAGCGCUAUAUGGUGCUGGUGCCAGAUCCAGCAUCCGGAAAAGCCCGUCCCAUCCUCGGUGACUGACCUUCUGCACAGGGUCACGCAGCAUGAGGACAAAAUAGCGAACGGUAUCAGGAAUGCUCUGGAGAAUCCUCCACCCAGUGUGAGCGACAUCUCCGAGAGCAUGGAGGACCUGGAGGUGGAACGGGCAGACCGGGGCUGCUGUGAGGAGCGCUGUGAAGAGUCGGACUGCUGCAGGAAGGGAGAGACAAUGGACUUGGACUUUCCUCACAGGCCACAAAGGAUCUGCUCGGGGUCCACUGAGGAGCUUCACCUCCUCCUGCAGUGCUGCGUUGACGUGGUGUCAGAACUGGGAAUGCCACAGGAGAUCAUCGGCCACAUAGAGGAACUGAGGAAGCUGUAGUGACUGAAAGGCUUCGAGUGAUGACUGAAACUGUGACGCUAAACAGGCUUGGUGUAAAGCUCUUUCUCACAAAAAAACAUGAAGAUGUAUAUAAUGUUUUAUAUACUUAUGGAUUUUUAUAUUUUAUUUAAGAUAUUUUAAAGUGUUUGGAAAUAAAAUGAAAUUUCCUGC
Messenger RNA from Oreochromis niloticus (Nile tilapia), 917 nucleotides. RefSeq names its product OTU deubiquitinase with linear linkage specificity a (gene otulina). Bases 108 to 746 code for a protein of 212 amino acids. The record is from RefSeq and is a predicted model, not a curated record. The transcript is spliced from 3 exons. Lineage: Eukaryota; Metazoa; Chordata; Actinopteri; Cichliformes; Cichlidae.